Messenger RNA from Aspergillus mulundensis, 1503 nucleotides. RefSeq lists its product as uncharacterized. Gene Ontology annotation, molecular function: transmembrane transporter activity. The coding region runs from base 1 to 1503 and encodes 500 amino acids. Gene Ontology annotation, cellular component: membrane. The record is from RefSeq and is a predicted model, not a curated record. The transcript has a single exon. NCBI's taxonomy places the organism in Eukaryota, Fungi, Ascomycota, Eurotiomycetes, Eurotiales, Aspergillaceae. Gene Ontology annotation, biological process: transmembrane transport.
AUGGAAAAAUCCUCACUCAAAGACGAGGACACCACCUCAACAGCCGAAGGCCAAGUCCUGCCAGGCUCUGACACCGCCACCCGCAUGCCCCCAUCCCUCCGCACCCUCAGCGCCGAAGACUACAACACGCUCCACACCAAAAUCGUCCGCAAAAUCGACACGCUGAUCCUCCCCACAAUCGGCAUCCUCUACAUCCUCAACUACAUCGACCGGCAGAACCUGGCGUCCGCAAAACUCCAAGGCAUCAUGGACGACCUGCACAUGAGCACCGCCGACUUCGCCACCGCCGUCUCCAUCCUCUUCGUCGGCUACCUGCCCUUCCAGAUCCCGUCGAACCUGCUCAUCACCAAGAUCCCCCGCCCGGGCAUGUACAUCUGUCUGGCGGUCGUGGUGUGGGGGUGCAUCUCUGCCUCGACUGCAGCAGUAAAGACCUACGAGCAGCUCCUCGCCGUGCGUGCGGUACUAGGUGCCGCAGAGGCAGUCUUCUUCCCCGGCGCCAUCUACUAUCUCUCUGCAUGGUACACGAAAGCCGAACUGGGCAAGCGCAUUGCAGCGCUCUACAUCGCACAGCAGGUCGGCAAUGCCUUCGGCGGGCUCUUCGCGGCCGCCAUCCUGCAGCUCGACGGCGCGCACGGGAUCGCAGGGUGGCAGUGGCUGUUCAUAAUCGAGGGCGCGGCGACGGUGGGAAUCGGCACGGUCUGCGCCCUGGUCAUGCCCGAGUUCCCGCACAACAGCCGCAUUCUGUCGCCGCUCGAGCGGGAUCUCGCCGUGUGGCGGAUCGAGUCGGAGGCCGGGGCGGCGGAGGGGAGCGAGGAUGUCCCGCUGCUGCGGGGCUUCGUGAACGCGCUGAAGGACGCGAAGCUGCUUUUGCUGAUUCUGGCGAAUAUGCUGUCGCAGGUGCAGGGGAGUAUCGCGAAUUAUUUUCCCACGUUGGUUUCGUCGCUCGGGUUUGGCGAGACGGUUUCGCUCCUCCUCACUGCGCCGCCUUAUAUCCUUGCUGGUGGGAUUUACUACGGGAUUAUGUACUACUCUGACGUGAAGAACACGGUGUAUCCGCUUAUUAUGGGCUGUGUGGGGAUCACGGUGGUCAUGUACAUUAUACCCAUGGCGACGCUGAAUGUGGGGGCGCGGUACUUCAGCAUGAUGAUACUGCCUUUUGCAUCUGUUGGUCCGCAGUUGCUGCUGUACAAGACGAUCAACCUGCAUCUUGCUAGACCGGUGAGUAAGCGGGCGGCGGCGAGUGCGUUGGUCAAUGCGAUUGGCGGCACGUCGAAUAUCUGGGCGAGCUAUCUGUAUUACGAUGAGCCCAGGUUUCUGGCUGCGUUUGGGACGCUUUUGGGGGCGGGGGUUGCGUUGGCAGUUACGGUCACGGUGUAUCGGUGGGUUGUGCGGAGGGAGAAUAGGAGGCUUGAUGGAGGGAAGGCUGACGAGGUGGAGAAGGUCAUCAAGAAUGGGGUUACGAGGGAGAUGGUUGGGCUGGGGUGGAGGUAUGAGAUGUAUUAG